AUCAAAGAAGUGCAGAUGACCGUAAGAGGUAAAACAAUGUGUCGAACGCACCAGCGUGACCGCACCUUUAUGUUGCAGGACAUUAAUCCGUCGGCGACCACAGCCUUUGGCCAGGAAUCGGCAUGGAUUUGGCUAGAGGGGCCUCAGCCCAAAUAGUCGAAACGCUACCACAUUGCCAAUACGACCUCGAGUACAAUGCGUGUUAUACGGCCGGUACAUAAAGCUAAGACUCUACAAGCACAGACUCGAGAAUUACUCAUGCAACAGGCUACUUAGGAGCUUCAAUUCCCUGGCUUGAUGAGUCAGGCGUCUAUUGCAUCAUCUACAUAGAUUAGAUUAGAUCGUCUAUGAUCGGUGCCGACCAUAUUUUUCCGGUUUUCCUUCAGUCCAGCUUCAGUCAGCAGUCACUUUUGUAUCAGCUUACUCCUUGUUGUAGCCCUACUUGAUAUCUUUUCCCUCCUUUGCGAUAGUGGACUCUUAUAUUAUGGAGUUUGUGCCAUCUGCACCGGUUCAUAGGGUCCUUUGUGCCGACUGUGGUACACCGAUCGUUCCCAAUUCUGCCAAUCUCUGUGUUGCGUGUCUGAGAAAUUCGGUGGAUAUUACGGAGGGUAUACCUAAGCAAGCAUCUGUUUCAUUUUGCAGGAAUUGCGAACGUUUCCUCUCACCACCGACUGCAUGGACGAUCGCUCAGCCAGAAUCUCAAGAACUACUUGCGAUCUGCCUCCGAAAACUAAAGGGACUUAACAAAGUCCGGCUUACCGAGGCACACUUCAUCUGGACAGAACCUCACUCAAAGCGACUCCGAGUAUCACUCACGAUCCAAAAGGAGGUUCUCACUUCGACUAUUCUCGAGCAAAUAUUCGAGAUCGAGUACCUCGUACAACAUGGACAGUGUCCAGACUGCACCAAACUUGCUGCUAAAAAUACAUGGAAAGCCCUUGUCCAAGUUCGACAGAAGGUUCCGCACAAGCGUACGUUCUUGUUUUUGGAACAGCUUAUCCUCAAGCACGGGGCGCAAAAGGAUACGAUUUCGGUGAAAGAAGUCAGGGACGGACUGGACUUCUUCUAUGCUCAACGAAGUCAUGCGCUUAAAAUGGUUGACUUCCUCGGUGGUGUUGUACCAAUACGAUCAAAAGCCUCAGAGCAAUUGCUAUCCUCGGACACACAUACGAACACUGCCAAUUUCAAAUAUACCUACUCCGUCGAGAUCAUUCCCCUUUGCAAAGAUGAUUUCACCUGUGUUCCCCCAAGGCUGGCACGCCAAUUAAGCAACAUUAAUCCUCUCACCUUAGUCUCCCGCGUCGGAAACUCCAUCCACCUGCUCGACCCAUCCACACUUCAAUCUGCCGAAAUCACAGCAGCGAUAUACUGGCGAACGCCUUUCGAAUCUCUCGCAAGUGUCUCCGACUUGGUGGAGUUUACCGUACUCGAUAUCGAGCCUUCCGGUAUGACAAAGGGUAAAUUCGUUCUCGCAGAUGCCCAAGUGGCUCUGUCGGGUGCGUUUAAAUCAACAGGGACACACGAAGACGACGGGAUGAUGGACUACGAAUCCUCAACCCUCACAAACCAAAUCUUCCACACCCGUACCCACCUAGGGGGUAUCCUCCAACCAGGAGACACCGCUCUGGGAUACUACAUCACUCAUAGCAACUUCAACUCUGAUGACUUCGCUGCUUUGCCGCAUCAUCGCGUUCCUGAUAUCAUCCUCGUGAAGAAAGCAUAUCCGAACAGGCGUAAGAAGAACAGGACGAGAGCUUGGAAAUUGCGUUCUAUUGGCAAGGAGGCAGGGGAGGAGGGCGAGACAGGCGGAGGAAGAGGUGUGGUGGGUCGUCUGGGCGGACGAGACCAGAAGAAAGUGGAAGAAGACUAUGAAUUGUUCUUGCGUGAUUUGGAGGAGGACGAGGAAAUGCGUGGAGCCGUCAACCUUUAUAGGGCUAAGAACGAUGCACCCGGUUCUGGAAGUGGGUUGGCUGGAGGGAAGACGAGAAGGAAAGGCCAAUUUGAUAUGGAGGUGGAUGAAACGCAACAGCGUGCUGCCGAGCCUGCUCAAGAUGGGACGGAGGAUACUGAGGAAGAGGAAGAAGCUGAUUUCCCGGAGAUCAAGUUGGAUGAGCUCUUGGAGGACUUUGACGAGAUGGCGAUUGCUGAUCGUGAAGAGUAAAUUUCGUGUCGGCACUGUAGAGCCUCGUGUACUUAUACUGUUGGGUACAUGCACUUGAAAGAUAAUCAUACGCCAAAAAAAAGGACUGUCACUUAUUGGAAUUGAUACACUGUGCUCUAAAGUACACUAGAUGAACAGAAUAUCAGGGAGUAGGGUAUACAAAGAUAAAAGCAAGACGAGUAUGCGACUGAGAAAGCAAAUGGAAAACACGAUAACACAAAGAUAGUAUACAAGUUUGCAGAGAUAACAGUAAGAUUAGUCCAGGGAUGAUUCCG
This is a messenger RNA of Somion occarium, 2436 nucleotides long. The record is from the annotation of a GenBank genome assembly. NCBI's taxonomy places the organism in Eukaryota, Fungi, Basidiomycota, Agaricomycetes, Polyporales, Cerrenaceae.